Triticum turgidum subsp. durum (durum wheat) is the source of this 2382-nucleotide messenger RNA. Lineage: Eukaryota; Viridiplantae; Streptophyta; Magnoliopsida; Poales; Poaceae. The record is from the annotation of a GenBank genome assembly.
AUGCGGCAACUGCUCCUGGGGGGAAAUAGACUAUCAGGUGAGAUACCAGUAGCCCUCUUUAACCUGACUCUGUUGAGAGAACUGGACCUGGAUUCAAAUGAGCUAGGAGGCACGUUACCAUCUGACAUGGGCGAAGCCCUCCCUAAUCUGGAGACCCUUGAGCUUGGUGGUAACAUGAUUGAAGGCCAUGUCCCUGCUUCACUAGGCAACGCAUCAAGACUGUCUACGAUAAACAUGCCAGUUAACAAUUUCACAGGCCACGUUCCAAGUUCUUUUGGUAAACUUCAGAAGCUGUAUAGUCUAAACCUUGAAAGAAACCAGCUUAGAGCAAAUGAUGACCAAAGCUGGGAGUUUCUGGCAGCACUAAGCAAUUGCAGCCUUCUAGACAUGCUCUCACUGUACGGAAAUCAGCUAGAAGGAGUUCUACCAGACACUGUUGGCAAUCUGUCUGCUGGUAUUCAAAGCCUUCUUUUGGGAACAAACAACCUGUCAGGGAUGGUGCCCUUAAGCAUAGGGAACCUUAAAAACCUGACUAAAUUUUCAUUAGCCUACAAUGGUUUUACUGGUACAGUUGAAGGAUGGAUUACAAAUAUGAAAAAGCUGCAAGGUCUGAAUCUUCAUGGAAAUAACUUCAAUGGGUCCAUUCCAUUCUCCAUUGGCAAUCUUACCCAAUUAUCAGUGCUAUAUAUGGACAAUAACAAAUUUGAUGGUGUCAUACCAUCUAGCCUUGGAAACCUUCGGCAGCUCUCAGAUUUGGAUCUUAGUUAUAAUAAUCUCCAAGGUAACAUACCAAAAGAGAUUUUAGCUUCAGGCUCAAUGACCAACUGCAUACUGUCCUACAACAAUUUGGAAGGUGUAUUACCUCCAGAGGUUGGCAGCCUUCAGCAACUCACAGAACUUCAGCUUUCGUCCAACAAGCUUACCGGAGCAAUUCCAAAGACCUUGGCCCAAUGUAAACAAUUGGAAACCAUCAAAAUGGAUCAAAAUUUCUUCACAGAAGAUAUUCCGAUAUCUCUGGGUGAUCUGCAGAGCUUGACAACACUUAAUCUUUCACACAACAAGUUAUCAGGUGCCAUCCCAACAGCUCUAGGUGAUCUGAAAAUCCUUACCCAACUAGAUCUCUCUUACAAUCAUCUUGAAGGAGAAAUACCAACAAAAGGAGUAUUCAAGAACACUACUGCUAUUUCUCUCAAUGGAAACAAGGAGCUCUGUGGUGGAGUAACUGACCUGCAAAUGCCUUUAUGCCCUAUCGUUUCUCAUAAGAAAGGAGUACCGUACUACAUGGUCAGAGUACUGGUUCCUGUAGUUGGUUUGGCAUUACUCGUUUUGCUAAUCUACUUUGCAGUAUUCAGGAACUUGUCAGGCAGACCACAUUCAUCCCUGCCUUCUUUCCAUAGCCAAUUCCCAAAAGUAUCUUACAAGGAUCUUCUUCAAGCCACUAGCAAUUUCUCUGAGUCUAACUUGGUUGGAAGAGGAAGCUGCAGUUUCGUGUACCGAGGACAGUUAUUGCCAGUCAAUGCAGAGGUAGCUGUGAAGGUUUUUGAGCUGGAGAUGCAAGGUGCAGAUAUAAGCUUCAUGUCAGAAUGUGAAGCGUUGAGAAGUACGCGGCAUCGAAAUAUUCUUCCAAUCCUAAGUGUAUGCUCGACAAUAGAUUAUAAAGGCAAUCCUUUCAAGGCUAUAGUUUAUGAAUUCAUGCCGAAUGGGGACUUGAAGACAUGGUUGCAUCCAGCAAGUGAUUUGGAAGAUCCACAUUACCUAGGGAUAAUACAGAGAGUAAAUGUUGCCAUUAACAUAGCUGAUGCAUUGGAUUAUUUACACCAUGACUGUGAAAGACACAUCAUCCAUUGUGAUCUGAAGCCCAGCAAUAUCCUUUUAGAUGCAGAUAUGGUUGCCCAUUUAGGAGACUUUAGCAUUUCAAGGGUUUGUGUCCAAACUAGCUCACAAUCAUCAGCUGGAAACUAUUCAAGUCCGGUUAAUUCCGCUAGUGUUAACGGAACUAUAGGUUAUAUUGCUCCAGAGUAUGCUGGAGGAAGCCAUGUAUCAACCUCCGGGGAUGUGUACAGUUAUGGAGUAUUACUUCUAGAGAUGCUGACAGGCAAAAGCCCAACUGAUCCUAUGUUCAAUAAUGGACUCAACAUCAUCUACUACGUUGAGAACAAUCUGCCAGACAACAUAUUUCGUGUUGUUGAUGCUUAUCUCCAAGAGGAAAGUGAGGCCCUUGCUCCAGCAUACACGGAAGAACAAAAUGCAGUCUACCAAUGCUUUCUGUCCCUACUGAAAGUGGCAGUUUCUUGUGCACUCCAGGACCCGUCAGAACGAAUCAGCAUGAGAGAGGUAUCCAAAAAACUAAAUGGGGUAAAGAUGUCUUUACCAUUCGAGUGA